GCUUAGCGUGUGUGCGGCGAGCUAGUCCGGGGCGUGCGUCGCCCCGGCCCCGCCCCUCCUUCCUGGAGCCGCCGCUGAGGCAGAGGCGGCGGGGCAGCCGGGAGGGGGGCGGCUGGUGGCCGGUGCUGCACGCUCUCGUCCCGACCCUAUGCAGUGACUCGUGCGGCGCAGGCGCCUCUUGCCCCGCCGGCGGGGCCCGGGCUCCCGCGGAGGGAUGUUCUCCCGAAGGAGCCACGGGGAUGUGAAAAAGUCCACGCAGAAGGUGCUGGACCCCAAGAAGGACGUGCUGACCCGCCUGAAGCACCUGCGGGCGCUGCUGGAUAAUGUGGAUGCAAACGAUCUGAAGCAGUUUUUUGAGACGAACUACUCUCAGAUAUAUUUCAUCUUCUAUGAAAAUUUUAUAACACUGGAAAAUAGUUUGAAGUUAAAAGGGAAUAAUAAGUCACAAAGGGAGGAGCUGGACUCCAUCCUCUUUCUUUUUGAAAAAAUACUGCAGUUUCUACCUGAACGAAUUUUCUUUCGAUGGCAUUACCAGAGUAUAGGCUCAACUCUAAAGAAGCUUCUACACACUGGAAAUUCUAUUAAGAUAAGAUGUGAAGGAAUCAGACUGUUUCUUUUGUGGCUUCAAGCACUUCAGACAAACUGUGCGGAAGAGCAGGUGCUGAUUUUCGCUUGCCUGGUGCCUGGUUUCCCAGCUGUCUUGUCAUCCAGGGGUCCCUGCACACUGGAGACACUCAUCAACCCCAGCCCUAGUAUAGUUGAUGCAAAAAUAUACCCAGAAGAAAUCACCCCACUUCUGCCAGCCAUAUCAGGGGAGAAGAUUGCUGAGGACCAAACCUGCUUUUUUCUUCAAAUACUGUUGAAAUAUAUGGUUAUUCAGGCUGCAAGCUUGGAGUGGAAGAAUAAGGAGAAUCAAGAUACUGGUUUUAAAUUUCUUUUUACAUUGUUUCGAAAGUAUUAUCUUCCUCAUUUGUUUCCAUCAUUUACUAAGUUAACCAACAUCUACAAACCUGUACUUGAAAUCCCCCACUUGAGACCAAAGCCAGUAUAUGUUUCUGUGACUCGAGAUAAUGAAACAGUUUACAGUACAAAAAUUCCAUACAUGGCAGCUCGUGUUGUUUUCAUUAAAUGGAUUGUAACUUUUUUUCUGGAAAAGAAGUAUCUAACUGCAACACAAAACACUAAAAAUGGGGUUGAUGUAUUGCCUAAAAUCAUCCAGACUGUUGGUGGUGGUGCAAUACAAGAAAAAGUGCCAGAGCCGGAUGGUGCUGGGUCCACAGAGCAGGACAAAAGCCAUUCUAACAGUAGCACCUUGUCUGACCGGAGACUCAGCAACUCCAGUCUUUGUAGCAUUGAAGAGGAGCAUCGGACAGUGUAUGAAAUGGUGCAACGGAUCCUCCUGUCAACACGGGGUUAUGUGAAUUUUGUGAAUGAAGUGUUUCGGCAGGCAUUUUUGUUGCCGUCCUGUGAGAUAUCUGUAACAAGAAAAGUAGUUCAAGUAUACAGGAAGUGGAUCCUCCAGAAUAAACCUGUGUUCAUGGAGGAGCCAGAUAAAAAGGAUGUUGCCCAAGAAGAUGCUGACAAAUUUGGACUUACAGAGACUGACUCCAAGGAGGUCUCGUCUGAAAGUUCUGGUCAUAAACGGUCAUCCAGUUGGGGACGCACGUAUUCUUUCACAAGUGCCAUGAGCAGAGGGUGUGUGACAGAGGAAGACAACACAAAUGUGAAAGCUGGGGCCCAAGCUAUGCUGCAGGUCUUUCUUACAAACGCCGCAAAUGUCUUUUUGCUGGAACCAUGUGCCGAAGUUCCCAUGCUCCUGAGAGAACAAGUAGAUGCCUGUAAAGCUGUUCUGAUUAUUUUUCGACGCAUGAUAAUGGAACUUAGAAUGAAUCAAAAAACAUGGGAGCAGAUGUUGCAAAUCCUUCUCAGGAUAACAGACGCUGUCAUGCAGAAGCCAAAGGAUAAGCAUGGAAAGGACUUGUUUGCCCAGAGCUUGGCAGGGUUGCUUUUCAGGACACUUAUUGUGGCUUGGAUCCGAGCAAACCUUUGCGUGUACAUUUCCCGGGAGCUCUGGGAUGACUUUCUUGGUGUGCUGUCGUCCCUUACGGAAUGGGAAGAGCUCAUCACCGAGUGGUCCAACAUCAUGGACUCUUUGACAGCUGUGCUUGCAAGAACCGUGUAUGGAGUUGAGAUGACAAACCUACCUCUAGACAAACUAAGUGAGCAAAAGGAGAAGAAGCAACGUGGCAAAGGUUGUGUUCUAGAGUCCCAAAAAGGGACUGCUGUGGGACGAUCCUUUUCUCUCAGCUGGCGUAGCCAUCCAGAUGUGACCGAGCCGAUGAGAUUCAGAAGCGCUACCACAUCUGGAGCACCGGGAGUUGAGAAGGCAAGAAAUAUUGUCCGCCAAAAAGCAACGGCUAAGCGAAGCCAGUCUAUCAGCAACUGUGUCCACCUCUCUGAGCCUUUGCCUGCCACUAAAAGCGUCCCGCUCCUCCUCCAUACCGUGAGCGCUCUCUUACCUGGUUUCUCUUACUCUUCUUGCUCUCACAGGCUGUCAGAAGUGGAGGAGUUCCAACAGGCUGAGAACACACCAGCAGCGGACUCUGAUUAUCUUGUGGUGGGACAGCAGCAGGUCCCCCGGAGCAGCAGCACCUCCGACAUUACUGAGCCUUUGUGCUCAGAUUCUUCUCAAGGUCAAAGGGUAGAAAAUUCACAGAACUUGACCUCUUCAGAACCCAAGCCUGUUCAAGAGAGUAAAGGACAUGUGAAGCAUGAGCAUGAAGGAAUAACAAUCUUGGUUCGAAGGAGCAGCAGUCCUGCUGAGCUGGAUCUGAAGGAUGAUUUACAACAGACACACGGAAGAUGCAGGGAGAGACAGAAGAGUGAAAGUACUGGUAGUGACACAGCUGUGGGCUACAGCAAUGAGCCAGAACUACCCAUGAGUGCAUGGCAGAGCUGUGAAGAGGACCCGGAGCUAAGUACUCCCACGGAUGCUGUGGCUGACUCUGAUGCCCGCCAUUGGUUACAGCUGAGCCCUGCUGAUGCUUCAAACUUAGCAGAGAGCAGAGAGUGCCUUGCAGACGACUGUAGCAUCAUUGCUGGAGGGAGCCUUACUGGCUGGCACCCAGACUCCGCUGCCGUGCUGUGGCGAAGAGUCUUGGGAAUCCUCGGGGAUGUGAAUAAUAUCCAGUCACCGAAGAUCCAUGCCAAGGUUUUUUGCUAUCUCUAUGAACUGUGGUACAAACUGGCCAAGAUACGAGAUAACCUAGCAGUAAGCUUGGAUAACCAGUCGUCUCCCUCGCCUCCACUCCUGAUUCCACCACUCAGAAUGUUUGCAUCAUGGCUAUUUAAGGCUACUACUCUGCCAAAUGAAUACAAGGAAGGCAAGCUGCAAGCCUACAAACUGAUCUGCGCCAUGAUGACCAGACGCCAGGAUGUUCUGCCAAACUCGGAUUUCCUGGUGCAUUUUUACCUUGUGAUGCACCUGGGAUUAACCAGCGAGGACCAGGAUGUCUUAAACACCAUUAUAAGAAACUGCUCACCCCGCUUUUUCUCCCUGGGUUUGCCUGGCUUCUCAAUGCUGGUGGGGGACUUCAUCACUGCUGCUGCCAGGGUCCUCAGUACAGACAUGUUGGCGGCACCCCGGUUGGAAGCUCUCACUCUCCUCGGUUCCCUCGUCUGCUUCCCAAAUACCUACCAGGAGAUCCCCCUGCUGCAGUCAGUGCCGGAAGUGAGUGAGGUCAUCACAGGAACCGAAGACGUCAAGCAUUACCUCAUAAAUAUUUUACUGAAGAAUGCUACCGAGGAACCAAAUGAAUGUGCAAGAUGCAUUGCCAUCUGCUCCCUCGGGGUCUGGAUCUGUGAAGAGCUGGCACAGUGUGCCGGCCACCCUCAGGUGAAAGAUGCCGUCAACGUGAUAGGUGUAACAUUGAAGUUUCCUAACAAGAUCGUGGCUCAGGUAGCCUGUGAUGUUCUUCAGAUGUUGGUUUCCUACUGGGAAAAACUUCAGAGGUUUGAAACUGCUCUUCCUCGAAAAAUGGCAGAAAUCCUUGUGGCCACAAUUGCAUUCCUUUUACCAAGUGCAGAGUACUCCUCAGUGGAAACAGAUAAAAAGUUUAUUGUGUCCUUGCUCCUCUGCCUCUUGGACUGGUGCAUGGCGCUGCCUGUGAGUGCCCUUCUCCACCCUGUGUCCACCGCAGUCCUGGAGGAGCUGCAUCCAUCCCGGGCUCCCUUGUUGGAUUAUAUCUACAGGGUUCUUCACUGCUGUGUCUGUGGCUCAAGCACAUACACACAGCAGAGUCACUACACUCUGACCUUAGCGGACUUGUCGUCCACGGAUUAUGACCCCUUCCUGCCUCUGGCAAAUGUGAGGAACUCCGAGCCCGUCCAGUACCAUUCAUCAGCAGACCUGGGGAAUCUGCUGACUGUGGAAGAGGAGAAAAAGAGGAGAAGUGUGGAAUUGAUCCCUCUCACUGCACGAAUGGUGAUGGCUCACCUGGUGAACCACCUAGGCCACUACCCACUGAGUGGGGGCCCUGCUGUGCUGCACAGCCUGGUCAGUGAGAACCAUGAUAAUGCCCACGUGGAAGGAGCUGAGCUGUCCUCGGAGGUGUUCAGGAGCCCAAACCUGCAGCUCUUUGUAUUUAAUGACAGCACCCUCAUCUCCUAUCUUCAGACCCCAGCAGAAGGACCAGCUGGAGGGGCUUCAGGGGGCUCCCUCUCAGAUGUGAGAGUCAUUGUGAGGGACAUCUCAGGGAAGUACUCUUGGGAUGGCAGGGUUUUAUAUGGACCUCUAGAAGGCCACUUGGCACCCAGUGGAAAGAAUCCCUCAUUUCAGAUUUCUAGUUGGCAUCAUCACCCAUGCGGACCUCAGAAAGAUUUGUCUCACAGUGAGGAGGGAGAUGAUAUGCUUGACAAAUUACUUGAAAACAUUGGCCAUACAAGUCCUGAAUGCCUUUUACCUUCACAACUAAAUCUAAAUGAGCCUUCCCCACCCCCGUGUGGAAUGAACUGUGACCAAGAGAAGGAGAUCAUUGAGGUCAUCCUGCGCCAGAACACACAGGAAGAGGAGUAUAUCCAGCGGUGUAACUCUGAUUCUGCCGUGAAGGUCACCAGCCAAGGGCAGCCUUCACCUGUGGAGCCCCGGGGACCCUUUUAUUUCUGCAGAUUGCUGCUUGACGAUUUGGGAAUGAAUUCCUGGGACAGAAGGAAGAAUUUUCAUUUGUUGAAGAAAAAUUCAAAAUUAUUGAGAGAGCUAAAGAAUCUGGACUCGCGUCAGUGCCGCGAGACACAUAAGAUUGCAGUGUUUUACAUUGCUGAGGGGCAAGAAGACAAGUGUUCUAUUCUCGCCAAUGAAAGAGGAAGCCAAGCAUAUGAAGACUUUGUUGCUGGUCUUGGAUGGGAGGUGGAUCUCUCAACCCACUGUGGCUUCAUGGGUGGUCUUCAGCGCAAUGGCAGCACAGGACAGACGGCCCCUUACUAUGCUACCUCAACCGUGGAAGUAAUUUUCCACGUUUCCACUCGAAUGCCAUCAGAUUCAGACGAUUCACACACCAAAAAGCUCCGUCACCUGGGGAAUGACGAGGUCCACAUCGUCUGGUCUGAACACUCCAGGGACUACCGCAGGGGUAUUAUCCCAACAGCCUUUGGAGACGUUUCCAUCAUUAUUUACCCAAUGAAGAAUCAUAUGUUCUUUAUCACGAUAACAAAGAAGCCUGAGGUUCCGUUCUUUGGGCCUCUGUUCGAUGGCGCCAUUGUGAGUGGGAAGCUGCUGCCAAGCCUUAUCUGUGCCACGUGCAUCAAUGCCAGCAGAGCGGUGAAGUGCCUCAUCCCACUCUAUCAGAGCUUCUACGAAGAGCGAGCUCUGUAUCUGGAAGCAAUAAUUCAGAACCACCGGGAAGUCAUGACAUUUGAGGAUUUCGCAGCUCAAGUCUUUUCUCCCUCUCCCAGCUACUCUCUCAGUGGAACGGAUUAAAAUAUGUAAUGGCAUCAUUAUGCUACCUGAGCAAGGGGUCUUGACCUCCAGCUUGAGAAUGGACCCCAAGAAAAUCCUCCAUGUGGAAGAGACAGCAAGCCUCGCCUGAUUUCCCCAGAACCCUCAAUUCCAUACUCCAGGAAACUGCCACUGUGCCGCCACAUGCAACAAGCCUUCCCAUUGUUGAACCCCUGAGGUCAGAGGUGAUCUAGUGUGUGUGGGACCUUCAAACAAGGCCUUGUCCCUCUUGUCCUGGAAUCUCACCAAACCUUGGGCUUCAGGAGAAGAAAAGAAAAAGUUACCACCAAUCAGGAACAAACCUGCUGUCAUGGGCAAUGGAGAAGCCCAGUCUUAAGGCAGAACACAGUAGCAAAAAGGGAUGGGGCCCAUAGGGAAGAUGCAAAAGGCCCUUGUCUGUAUCCCCGAGUUAUUUUCCUUGCAUUUAUAUAGCCACACUUGAUUCCCAAAAGGGCUGACAAAACAAUUGUGUAAUCAUUGAAGGAAUUUCAUCCAUACUGGUUUUGUUAAUCCUUGUGUUAGGAUUUGCAGUUUUCUUAAAAAUUUCAUCAUCAUGGAAACUGGCUGUCCCCAGGUUCUUGUCCCACAGGAAGUUUUACCUCCAUCUCUGAGUCUUUCUUCACCUGGUACCUGAGGCUCCCUGACUAAGACUCUCCUGACAACACAGAGUCCUGCCCAGUCCUGAGUAACAGUCCCACAUAGAGCCAUCAAGAGUGUCUAGAAAUACAGGGCUGUCAACAUGAUAGCACUAAGCAGUGCAUAGCGUCCCUGCUCAGCACAGCCCGGCCCGGCACCACCGCACCAACACACAUAAUUAGUGCUUGCCCCAGCUCCAGGGCUGAGCAACACCCCCACCCUGUGCAGCGCCCCUGAAGGCUCACCUGCAGCCUUCUUCCUGCCUGUUGUUCAGAGACCAGGAUAGGUCUCAGAAACAGUUCUUGUCACAUGAGUGUUAGGGUAACAGAUUCCAAGCAAUUAGAUUUGAUGUCUGUGUGCGUGUAUGCGUAUUAGCCUACCUGACUCCAGGGAAGGAGUACUGUGCCUAUUAGAGGUGGGAGGGUGGGAAGGAGUUAAGUGUGUACCUUGCUGGACAUCUUGGACCUUAGAAUCUGGCAACUAAGGGUGCGUUCACAGGGAAGACCUCUGUCCCAUCACCCCCCCCCCAACACACACACAGCCUCUGCCCUGGCCCUGACAUGUAGACUUCCAGUUGCUUCAUUCCAUGCUCUGCCUCAGAGAGAAACAAAGUACAGCAGAGGCCACCCCUGGCUGCAUGGUUCGGCUACAUGAGGCCAUUUCCCAGUGUGCAUGUCCAGGGUGACUGUCAGUCAGCGCAGGAAAGCAGCUGCAGAAGACAGGUUCAAGAGACUCAGGCGGUCCUCCGUGUGGCUGCCUCUCUCCCUUCCUCUGCUCCCCGUCCUCACAUUACUCCUAGCAUGCUUGUCUGUCGCAUCAGUGCCCAUUCUCCCAGAGGAGCCAGCUUUCACAUCUGCUAAACAGUUGAUUUUUCUGCUGUUGACCUUGGCAGGGAAAGGGGCAGAUCAGAAGCUAGACUCAUUCUUGCAGUGAGUGGGAACUCUGAGAGCACAUUCUAGAAGCACCUUCCAACUGCAGGGAGAGUCUGCCUUCCCGCUCUGGAGGGAGUUCAGCAGCCUUCCAUCCCCAGCCCACAGACAGGACCACCUGGAGAGCUGCUUGAAGAUCCUAGACAGAACAAGACUAUGCAAAGCAAAAGAAAGCCUCUAACCCCUAUGUGCUGUUUUCUAAGGGCCUAGGAUGUUCACGUAAGCUGAAUGGUGCUAGAAGGAAAAUGAGAUGUAAUAACAUUACCCACUGUGUCGGUGAUACUUCGAGUCUUGCCACACCCACUCUGUGUGUGUGUGUGUGUGUGUGUGCACACGUGAAUGCCUGCUUGAGUCUUGGGUUGUUAAUAGCUCUGGUGAGGGACAUAGAAUUGGGGUUGGAGACUCUGGCAACCAUGUUCAGUUGGAUUCAGCAGUUCUUGUUAUUUGGGGUGGAAAAUUGAAAUGAUCAAGUUUGGGGUUGUUUUUUUUGUUUUUUUUUCCAGUCAGAAAGGCAAAUAUUGUGUUUUCAUAAUAAAUGUCUUUUAGCAAAAUUGCUAAGGGUCACUCAUCCGGCCAAGGCCCUCCAGAGAGCCACUCAUCACAUUAGUAUUAGUAGGUCAGCCAUCUGUAAUAAAAGUGUCCCUAAUUACCCCAGAGUGUGACCAGACUCCCUGAGCUCCCAAAGGGCCUGGCCAGCACCCGAACUUUUCUGCAUGCUGAUUUCCGGGUGUCCAUAAUAAGGAAAACUGAUGUUUAUAGUCUUUUUGAUUAGACUUUUAUGCUAUUAAAAAAUAGUAAUCCCACAAAUUACAACUUUUUAAAAAUAGCCAGACUUUCAUCAGGCUGAAGAAAUGUAUCCUGGUGGGUGACGUCGAAAGGGUCUUCUGCAGCCAGGCUUGCAGCUCUGCGAGCCCCAGGGUGGACUCUGACCGCGUUAUGGCUGAUCAGUGGGACCCGUAGCCUUACAAAGGAGAUCACAGCUCCAGAGAGCCAUGCAAACCCUGUCUUCCUGACUGUCCUCAGGUGUCCCUUCCUUCUCCACUGACCCGUGGUGGAGGUGUGAUGAACCCUUUAGACCUCUCUGCGUGUCUUACGUGUAGCUGUGUCACUCCCUGCCUACUGAAGGGGGUGUCACAUUUAAGGGAAGCUCUUCAAGAAGCACCCAGCCUUGUAUCUGCACCUUCUCUCUAUGUAGAUGAUGUAGACAUUAGCCAAGCGUCUCCUUCCUUUCAGGUCACAGUGUCUAGUACGUGUAAAUAGGGGGAAAUGUGAUAGAGACGACUAAGUUAUAGCAUGUCAUUUGAUUGUUUUGAGGUCUCUUGUUAGUUAACUUCCCAGUGCUGCACAUCUAGGUGUUCUGAGGUAGGAGCAGGGGCUCAAACUGCCCCGCCCUGGCAGGAGUGUAUGUGUGCACUAGGACACACUCCACAAAGGCAGCCAAGCUGGGAAUACACUUAGCUCCGUAAUGGUGCCACUCAACUCUAGCUCACCCUUUUUCCUUCUGAUUUACUGUGAUGAUUUCAUGAGUUAGAAACACAGCAUCUAGGCUCUAUGUGUUUCUGACAUUCUCGUAAUUUGUAGGAAAAUAAAAGUUUAUUCCACCAUCUAAUAAAAA
Messenger RNA from Meriones unguiculatus (Mongolian gerbil), 9172 nucleotides. RefSeq names its product Ral GTPase activating protein catalytic subunit alpha 2 (gene Ralgapa2). The coding region runs from base 215 to 5974 and encodes 1919 amino acids. Gene Ontology annotation, molecular function: GTPase activator activity. Lineage: Eukaryota; Metazoa; Chordata; Mammalia; Rodentia; Muridae. The transcript has 41 exons. Gene Ontology annotation, biological process: regulation of small GTPase mediated signal transduction; positive regulation of GTPase activity. The record is from RefSeq and is a predicted model, not a curated record. Gene Ontology annotation, cellular component: cytoplasm; nucleus.